AUGGGAUCCAGAAAAACGAAGUCCUCCCCUGCUCCAAUGGAGAAGCGCGGAUAUGAGUUUGGAGGCCCUCUCGGUGCUGCAGUCCUCACCUUCGGCCUACCUGUGCUCGUCUACGCGAGCAUUUUCCUUUGCAACGACGUGUCUGGAUGUCCUGCCCCGGCCCUGCUACACCCAAAGACCUUGACCCUCGAGAAAUUGAAGCAGCAAACACCUUGGCCGGAAAAUGGCCUGAUAGGUUUGUUUGACCUGGAGGUCACGGCUUGGGUGCUUGCAUAUUAUGCGCUAUUGCUUGCAUUACAGCUGUUGCUCCCUGGCCAAGAGGCGGAUGGCAUAACCCUUAGCACAGGGGGAAGACACCACUACAAGUUCAAUUCAUUCAAGUCGGCCGUGUUGAUUCUCGCCGGACUUGCGAUUGGUACUGCCAUCCAAGGCACGGACUUUGUCGUGUGGGACUUCAUCUGGGACAAUCUGCCUCAAGUGCUGACGGCCAACCUGAUUAUCGCGACAUUCCAAGCUAUCUAUACCUACCUGGCCUCCUUCAAUGUCCCUCAUCCCGGGCAGCCGAAUCCAGAGAAUCGAGAAUUGUCUCUCGGAGCCCAGACGGGCAACAUGUUGUACGAUUAUUUUAUGGGUCGAGAGUUGAACCCUCGCAUCACAGUUCCUAGUUGGAUUCCGAUUGCAGGAGGCCAGGUGAUUGAUAUCAAAGUCUUCAACGAGAUGAGACCGGGUCUACUAGGUUGGGUCAUUCUUGACCUGGCCUUCAUUGUUCACCAAUACAAAGUCCAUGGCUUUGUGAGCGAUUCCAUCAUACUCAUUACACUUUUCCAGUCCUUCUAUGUCAUGGAUGCUCUCUAUAUGGAACCCGCGAUUCUAACCACAAUUGAUAUCAUCAAUGAUGGGUUUGGCUUCAUGCUCUCAUUUGGCGAUCUCGUCUGGGUACCUUUCAUCUACAGCACUCAAGCUCGGUAUCUUGCCGUCUAUCCUCUGACUCUGGGAAUUACUGGAAUCGCCGGUGUUCUAGCAGCGCAAGGACUAGGCUACUACAUCUUCCGGUCCACAAACAACGAAAAGAAUCGCUUCCGGACCAACCCUAACGACCCUCGCGUGUCGCAUCUCGAAACCAUCACCACGGAAUCCGGCUCCAAACUACUUGUUUCUGGCUGGUGGGGCCGUGCCCGACACAUCAACUAUCUGGGCGACUGGAUCAUGUCCUGGAGCUACUGUUUGCCUACCGGUGUGGCAGGCUAUGUCAUCAACAAGUACCAGAAUCCAGUCACCGGUGCUGUUACUCAGGAAGUUGUGCAAGGGGAUGCGCGAGGCUGGGGAAUGAUCUUCACUUACUUUUACAUUGUCUACUUUGGGGUUUUGCUUGUUCACCGAGAGAUGCGCGACGAGGAGAAGUGUCGAAAGAAAUAUGGCAAAGAUUGGGAACGGUAUUGUCAAAGAGUGAAGUGGAGGAUCAUACCCGGCAUCUACUGA
Messenger RNA from Exophiala dermatitidis NIH/UT8656, 1479 nucleotides. Its product is annotated as delta14-sterol reductase. Gene Ontology annotation, biological process: ergosterol biosynthetic process. Gene Ontology annotation, cellular component: endoplasmic reticulum membrane. Gene Ontology annotation, molecular function: Delta14-sterol reductase activity. Lineage: Eukaryota; Fungi; Ascomycota; Eurotiomycetes; Chaetothyriales; Herpotrichiellaceae. The record is from RefSeq and is a predicted model, not a curated record. The transcript has 2 exons. The coding region runs from base 1 to 1479 and encodes 492 amino acids.